Zingiber officinale is the source of this 4985-nucleotide messenger RNA. RefSeq names its product dnaJ homolog subfamily C member 7-like. The record is from RefSeq and is a predicted model, not a curated record. Gene Ontology annotation, molecular function: protein binding. NCBI's taxonomy places the organism in Eukaryota, Viridiplantae, Streptophyta, Magnoliopsida, Zingiberales, Zingiberaceae. Bases 3999 to 4772 code for a protein of 257 amino acids. The transcript is spliced from 9 exons.
GAUUUAAAAAAAAAAAUACUUGAAAAAGAGCACCUCGCCGCCUUCGUAGCGGAACGAGACGACGAAACCCACCGAUCGAUCUGAUCGCCUGAAUCUCCCGACGCCGGCAGCGACUUCGCCGGAUUCUAUACAAGUAUUUCCUUCCUCAUUUUGUAUAGCAUCGGUGAGAUCUCCUUUCUUCACCGCUUCCAGCUGCGUCCCGAAUUCUUCUGCUCAUGUUUUCAUGGGUCGGAAUGACCUAGGGUGUGGGUACCGCGGCUCUGCCAUUUCCGGCGGUGGAGCUUCUGAUGUUCGAUUUGUUUCCCCUGUCCCUCCUUUCGCCGCUCUCGACCUUCCUUCGGUUCUGGCUCCCGGGGAGUAGUCGACGGCCGCCGGGCUCUCAAAACCCCGUCUUGCUAAUGCGAGGAAGAAGCGCGCAUCCUCCCGUGUGAGGAUGGAUGUGAUUUCGGACACUGAGGAUGAAACAGGGUUCAAUCCCUUUCGUUACGGUGCGGCAGUUGCUGCAUCGGAUGCUCCCGGGUCGAAUGAGUUUGGAGGAACGCACAGGCAUCAGGAGAAGUUCAUUGGAUGGAAGCCAUUUCAUGCCAAAGAGGAGGAUAAAGUUUCAGAGAAUUCGGAAUCAGGUGAGUUUGAGUCUUUGAAGCAUGGAGUUGAUGCUGGUGGUUUUGUCUUUUGGAAUGGCACGAAGACAAGCUCCAGGUUGGAGCAGAGCACCGAAUAUUGUGCUUCGGAGUUGGAGCAUGGUGAUUUUGAGUCUAAUCCAACAUCCAGAAAUUUAGGAGCUGAGAAUACUGCAUUUAGCCAUGACAGAAGUGGUUGUGAUUCUGCUGCUGAUAUAUUCCUGCUUGGGAGGGAAUUGAAGGAAGACACUAGUUCCAUUCAAACUAUGCCAGUGGUCGAUCCAAAUUUUGGUAAUUUUGCAUCAACUAAAUCUGAAAGUUCUGGAUUUGAUUUUGGUGCUGGAUCGUCAGCAAAUUUCAAUUGGGAUAAUACUGGGGAGCUGAGUAAGAAGGGCACUUUGGAUACGUUUUCAUUAGUUGACAGCAAGGAGAAAAGUUUGAAACCUAAUUUGACUACUGAGAGUUUUGGCAAUCUAGAUUUUGGUAGUUGUCAGUUAGGGAAGUAUAAAAGUGUUCCAUUUGCCGGAGAGGUAAUUAAUAGUUUUAAAGUGAAAGACCUAAUAAACAAUCAAGUGAAACAUCUUCCUUUGUGGAUAGAACGCCCAUGCAUUCUGAUUCAAUAGGUCUGAGCACAGGUGAGACCUUGAAUUGUGGCAAGCUACUGAAUCCUGGGGUUCCAUUUGUAAAUAGUUUUGUACCUAGAAAGCUUAAAAACACCUUUGUUUUUGGGACAAAUUCAGCAAGCAAUUCAGAUUCAAAAGAUAGUGUUGCUAAGAGCAUUAGACAACCUGUAAAAAGUGAAAUUUGUGAUGAUUUUUCUUCCAUAUUUAAUAGGAGGGUGUGGAUUUGUUCUAAUUCAGUUGAUAGUUCUUUUAAAGCUUCUGAUAGUCCUUCAUUCUCUAGUCUUCAUGAUCAAAUGGAGAAGCUGAAUUUGCAAAAUUCUGAUGAUGCUAUUCUUUUUGAAAGGAUUAACCAAGGCAAAGAGGAUACUAGAUUAAAUUCUGCUAAUUUUUUCAUGUUUGGUAAUAGUAAUUCUGCUCCGAGCAGCUUUCAUGCUGAAUUAGAGAAGCUGAAUUUGCAAACUCCUGUUGAUAAUAUUAAUACAGAAAGGGGAAACCAAGCCGUUGAGAGUGCUAAACUUAAUUCUAUUAAUCCUUUCAUGUCCCAUGAGUCUGUUCCUAGUAGCUUUCAAAAUGUAAUGGAGAAGUUGAAUUUGCAAAGUUCUGGUGAUGAUUUUGCUUCUCAAAAGAGAAACCAAGAUGAUGACAACACCAAACAUGAUCUGUUGAUGUUUUUGUGUUUGGUGAAUGUUUUCCUAGUAAUCUUCAUGAUGAAAUGGAGAAGAUGAAUUUGCAAGAUUCAGGUGAUGAUAUAUCUUCCGAAAUGAGAAACCAAGCCGAUGAGAGUACAAAACACAAGAUGGCUAGUUCUUUUGGGUUUGUUAAUGACAAGUCUUCUUAGACUUCCUCUGGCUGUAGUCCUGUAAAUCCAUCAACUGAGAAGGAUAAUAAAGUGGAGAUUCAGAGAGAGCUAGAAUCAGAUAAUGUCAGGACUGUCUUCAAUUUCACAGGUAUGCCCGAGCAAGCAGGAAUUACACACACAGAAUUUAGAAGUUCAAAAACUACAGAAGACCUAUUGAAGGAGAGUUUAUUUUCUGGACGAUGUCAAACUAUGCCAUUCAUUGGAAGGAAGGCUGAUUGUAAAGAUUUCAGAAUGAGAAAAAGAAAUAGUAAACUAAAAAAUAUCAUUCUACCACAUCAAACCUUUGCUCAAACAAUUUCCUCCAUUGAAGAAGUGUUUGAAAAUAAAUAUCCAGAUUCUGUUGAUUGCUGCUUAUCGAUGGAUUAUUCUCCUUAUCAAGAGAACUUAGUUGCUGUGUCAAGUUAAGAGAAGAUUCAGUACCAUCAGGUAAAUCCAAACAUGCUGCCUCAACCUAGGCAUCUAUCGAUACACAAAAAUCAAUCCGUUUAGAUGAAACUGAAUGCCUUAUUUCUACCACACAAAACUUGAAUAACACUGGAGAUAAUCCAACACAUGGUGAACUAAAUCAAAAUGAUUCCGUAGAUUAUUUAGACAGAGAAUUUGGUCUCAAAUAUUCAGAAAAAUUUGUUCCAAAGUCUGAAAUUGAGGAUGUUGCUUGUGGAAGUAGCAUUGCUGCAACAGAAAUUGAACCUCUAGGUGCUAGUCAGGGAGGAACAUGAUUUACUUCAAUUCUUCAGUAGAAGACUUUGAUGGUGAAAAUUUUAUGUUUGGUGCAUCAUCUUUUGAUUCAAAGUCCAUUGUCAGCAUCAAAGUAUCAACACCGAAAGAAAAACAAGAUGAAAGUUGUUCAUGAGAUUUUAAAUCCUAUUUCAAAUUUUGCUCCCAUGGAUUCAUCAAUGAAUAUUCUUCAAAUUCCCAGCAAGUCAAUGCAACCAAACCGUGCAAGAGGAAAAAAAAAUGUGAGCAAUACUGGAGAUGGCACAAAUACCAGCCUGGAGGUCAAGAAAGAGUUCAUUAUUUCUGACCCUGGAAGAGUAGCAGAACAGGAAGCUUGUGAAAAGUGGAGACUUAGGGGUAAUCAAGCUUAUGCAGAAGGACAUCUUCUUGAAGCCGAAGAGUACUAUACACGAGGGCUGAACUCUAUCUUUUAGAAAGAAAAUAAUCAAAGCUGAAAUCAAGCAUUGAUGUUGUGCUAUAGUAAUCGUUCAGCUGCACGAAUUUCCCUUGGAAGAAUGAGAGAUGCUCUUAAUGACUGUAUGCUAGCUAUUGCAAUAGAUUCCAGCUUCCUCCGGGCUCAAGUCAGGGUUGCAAGUUGCCAUCUCACACUGGGUGAAGUUGAUGAAGCAAUAAAAUUUUUUAAUGACUGCUUGCUCUCAAAACAUGAUGGGAAUCUGGAUGAAAAAAUAUUGACAGUCUUCUGAUGGACUUCAGAAAGCUCAGCAAGUGGCUGAUCGCAUGAGCCAGGUUGAGGAGCUUUUACUCAAAAGGACAUCUAAUGGACUGAUAAAGGCGUUACAACUGAUCUCUGAGUCCUUAGUAAUAAGUGCACAUUCAGAAAAAUUAAUGGCAAUGAAAGCUGAGGCUCUUAUGCUCCAAAGGUAUGAAGAAGUAAUCAACUUCAGUGAGCAGACUAUGGGACAUGCCGAAGUUAAUGCUUUAUCUUCUGGAGCCAAUUUACAGCCAAACAAAGAAGGUAACUCUGUAAAUCUCCAAAUUUUCCCCCUAUAUUGCUGGCGUUGGCUCCUGAAGGCAAGGGCUAACUUCUAUUUAGGAAAACUAGAUCAAGCAUUUGAAUUGCAGAAGAAGCUUGAAUAAGGGAAAAGUAUAGUGGACAAGUACUGUUAAAUUUCACUAUAUUUUCUCAGAAUUUAACAGGAUAAUGUUGUUUCUUCAAAUAUGUUCUUACAAAUAUUUUAUUUACCUAGGGAUAGCAGCAACUCAGACUCUUCCACAUCACUGUAUGCCUCUGUAUGUGAGCUGUUACGCCUUAAAGCUGCUGGAAAUCAAGCCUUUAAAGAGGAAAGACAUCUUGAUGCAAUAAAGCAUUACAGUGCUGUUUUAGCAUUUAAUAUUGAAUCACAUCCUUUUGCAGCAAUAUGCCUCUGUAACCAUGCUGCUGCAUAUCAAUCUGUAGGCCAAAUUACUGAUGCAAUUGCGGAUUGCAGUGUGGCCAUAGCCCUUGAUGCUACCUAUCCUAAGGCACUUUCUAGAAGGGCUUCCUUAUAUGAGAGGAUCACAGACUAUGAACAAGCAUCUAAUGAUCUGCGCAGACUUGUGUCCCUUUUGGAAAAGCAAAUUAAAGUCAAGGAUAACCAAGCUGGUACUUUGGAAAGUGCUGUCCCUAACCAAAGUGAUUUAUGUCAAGCUCGGUUGCGGCUUUCUAUUACGGAGGAAGAGGCUAGGAAAGAUAUCCCUUUGGAUAUGUACCUUAUUUUGGGAAUUGAAUCAUCAAGCUCUGUAGCAGAUAUAAAGAAGGCAUACCGAAAAGCUGCAUUGAGACAUCACCCAGAUAAGGCUGUUCAGAUCUUGGUCAGGAGCGAAAAUCUUGACAAGCUUCGGAGAGAAGUGGCUGAAGAAGUCCACAGGGAUGCUGAUAGAUUGUUCAAGAUGAUUGGAGAGGCAUAUGCUGUACUUUUAGAACCUGCAAGGAAUAAACCUACUAAACUUUAAGAGAAUUAAAGUGACACUUGCCUCCCUUCGUCAAGGUUUAUGAUAGACAACAGAAUAGAAAAGAAGCACGAAAUGAGUUGCAUCUCGUUUGUCCAUAGGAUAGAUCACAUUGGUACUUCAUAGUUUUGAAUGGUAGUUAUGAAAAGAGAAAACACACAUUGUACAUAAGGUACGUGUUUAUGAGGAAGUAUAGUGUGCUUGUGUUUGAUCUUA